Messenger RNA from Amaranthus tricolor (Joseph's coat), 4579 nucleotides. RefSeq lists its product as uncharacterized. The record is from RefSeq and is a predicted model, not a curated record. Lineage: Eukaryota; Viridiplantae; Streptophyta; Magnoliopsida; Caryophyllales; Amaranthaceae. Bases 441 to 4139 code for a protein of 1232 amino acids. The transcript has 9 exons.
AUACUCAAGAUCUUCCCAUUAUUUCCUCAUUUUCUCCUCACCUAAUCUCACAUUUAACACUGCAACUAUACGUUUAUUUAUUCUCUUAAUCACAUUAUUAAUUUAAUUAUUCACCAUUAAUUAAAUAAAGAUAAAACAGAAACUUCUUCCUCAAUAUUUAAGCAGUCCACAUCUUUCUUUCUAAUUUUCUUUUAUAUUUCAUUCAGUCGUCCAUCUAUUUCCUUAAGAACACUGUUGCAUGCUCUUAACAAAGAUUUCUUAGAGAUUCCUGCUUCACUCUUGCUUAGAUCUGCGAUUCUCUAAUCAAUGAUCUUCAACUCACUGAGUUUUAACUCGUCGGAAUGUGCUUUCGUUUUUACUAAUUGAACUGUUUCACAGCGAUGCAUGCCGGAACUCCGGUGACGGAGUGAAAUUCCGGCGAGUGAAAAAGUGGAUCAAAAAUGUUUAAGUGGAGGAGUGAAAGGAAUAGGAUUACUGUUGUUUUCAAAUUACAGUUUUAUGCUACUCAGGUAUCUGAGUAUGGAAGAAAUGGAUUGGUGAUUUCAGUAGUACCAGCGGAGAAUGGGAAACCGACAGCGAGAUUAGAGAAAUCAAUAGUGAAAGAAAAUGGAUGUUAUUGGGAGAAUCCAAUUUAUGAAACCGUCAAAUUUAUUCAGGAUCCUAAAACUGGAAAGAUUCUAGAAAGAAUCUACUACUUUCUCAUCUCAACUGGAUCGCCUAAAGGUAGUCUUGUCGGAGAGUUUUCUGUAAAUAUUGCUGAUUAUGUAGCGGCUACAAAAACUUGUUCAGUUUCUUUUCCUUUCAAGAACUCCAAUUCUGACUCUUAUUUGCAUGUUUCAAUACAAAGGAUACAGGAAAAUGGUAAUCUUGGCAAAGUACAAAGAGAUCUUGAAGAAGAUGAAGGUUUAAGAAUCAAACAGGAAGAUAAGAACAAUUUGAGGCGACAUAUUAGUAAUGGUGAUGUCCAGCAAAGCAGCAAGUCGAAUUCUAUUGACGACCAACCAUUGAUGAAGGAGUCAUCUCACUCAGUUGGGUUGAAUGGUAUACGUAGAGGGUCCAACGGAUCAGACAUUACAUUGUCGAGCUCUGGCAGCAGUUCGGGACUGAAUACUCCACGAGAACUUGUUGGAAGAAAUACCAAUAUCUGUAAAGAUCAGACCUCAAAUAGUUCAGGCUAUCAAGAUCAGCCGAAAACUGACUGGGAUUUGGCAAUUGUCCCUGUUAAUGACUCAAGCACAGAAUAUUCGAUGAAUAGCCCAAGAGAUUUCUUUCCUAGUUUGAGAUCUCCGAUGGGUAUGGAUGAUUCUGUGGACCAGCUCAGAGCCGACCUUGUUGCUUUAUCUAGGAGGGCGGAAGUGUCGGAGUUAGAGUUGCAAACACUGAGAAAACAGAUUGUGAAGGAGAGCAAAAAGGGGCAAGAUUUGUUGAGAGAAAUUAACAGCUUGAAAGAGGAAAGAAAUGCACUCAAGGAUGAAUGUGAAAAGCUUAAGGCCUCUCGUAAACGAUCUGAUGAUCUGAAGGUUAAAAGCAAAUUGCAGUAUGAGGGGGAUCCGUGGACUCUUAUUGAAGUAAUCAGAGAAGAGCUCAGUUACGAGAAGGAAAUGAAUACCCAUCUUCGAUUACAGUUGCAGAAGACGCAGGACUCAAAUGAGGAGCUGAUUCUCGCUGUGCAAGAUUUGGAGGAGAUUUUGGAAAAUAAUAGCAAAGGAGUUUCACAUGUGCCAAACCGGUCUAUAUCUGGAGAAAGUGCCGUAGAGAUUGAAGAAAGUAUCCUUAAGAGCCAGAGUGAAGAUGAUGAAGCACAAAAAGCUCUGGAAGAUCUGGUGAGGCAACAUAGUGAUGCACAGGAGACGUAUAUGCUUGAACAGAAGGUCAUGGACCUAUGCAGUGAAAUCGAAAUGUACAGGCGAGAUAAAGAUGAAUUAGAGAUGCAGAUGGAGCAGCUUGCACUUGAUUAUGAAAUAUUGAAGCAAGAGAACCAUGAAUUCUCUACUAGACUUGAGCAAAAUCAUCUCCAAGAACAGCUGAAGAUACAAUGUGAUGGCUCUAGUUCUUAUGUUGCCAUGAAAGAAUUAGAAACCAAGAGACAGAUGCUGGAAAAUGAACUUCAUGAAAAAGAUGAAGAAUUGUCUCUUUGUUUAGCAGAAAAAAAGGAUCUUGAAGCAUGUAAUAAAACCCUCAAAGAAGAGCUACAAAAACAAGCAGAAAGAUUUGAAACAGAUAUGAAAGCUGUUAGAAGAGCUCAAAUGGAGCAGCAGCAGAGAGCUGCGCAAGCAGAAGCAGCUCUUAAUGAGUCUGAUGCUAUCAUAAGUGAACUUGGAACUGCAAUUGAAAAGUUGAAGAAAGAACGCAACAGGAAUUUAGAAGAUUUGUCAAGCUCUUUCACUGCCAUUGAGGAGCUCGAAAAUCAUAAUCUUAAUCUAGAGGAAGAACUUCAAAAACAAGCGCAAAGAUUUGAAGCUGAUAUGGAAGCCCUAGGUCAUGCAAAACAGGAACAGGAACAGCGUGCUUUGAAAGCCGAUGAAGCUGUGACCCAUUCAAAUGAUACACUGAAUGAGCUUCAAACACAAAUCAAGAAGCUGGAAACUGAACUCAAAAUGCAUUCAGAAGAGUCUUCAAAACAUUUGGCUAGGGUGAAGGAACUUGAAGCUCAAAUCCAGAACCUUGAAGAAGAUCUAGAGAAACAAGCAGAAGGUUUCGAAGGCGAUCUGGAAGCUGUAACGCGUGCCAAAGUUGAGCAGGAGCAGCGAGCUAUCCGGGCAGAAGAAGCCCUUAAAUUGGUGAGGUGGAAAAAUGCUAAUACAGCUGCGAGAAUUCAAGAUGAAUUCAAAAGAUUGUCUACACAAAUGCAGUCAUCAUUUGAAGCUAAUGAGAAGCUCGCUAGCAAAGCGUUGACUGAAGCUAGUGAUUUAAGAAUGCAGAACCGUCAUCUGCAGGAUCUUCUUCAGAAAACUCAUGAAGAGCUUCAGUUGACUAAAGAUGAAUAUGAAACGAAACUACGUGAUCUUCGCUGUCAAGUUAAAAUGAAGUCUGCUCAGAUUGUGCAGAUGGAGGGUAAAAUUCAAGAGAAGACUAAACAGGUAGAAACUCAGAAAAAGCAAACUGAUGAACUCGAGCGAGGUGUUUCAGCUCAGCACUUGGAUCACAGAUCAGAAAUAGAGAGACUUGCCUCGGAAAACAAGGCACUAGCUGAACAGAUGCAAGCACUGACCAAAGAAAGAGAUUUGCUUGUUGAAAAGGCGAAUAUGGAACACGACAAUGUAGUCAUGGAGAUUGCAGGAAAGUCGCUUGAGGAAUUAUCCAUGUUGAGAAAUCUCAAGGAUGAAAAAGAACACGAAGUUAUGAAUUUGACCUCUGAAUUGGAAGAAUUAAGAGCUCAGUGUGACACCUUAAAGCAUUCUCUAUAUGAAGAUGAAUCAGAAAAAGAGAAAUUAUGGAAGCAGGUGUUCCAACUUAAAGCUGAUUUAAAAAAGAAGGAUGAAGCAAUUUUGAGUAUUGAGAAGAAGUUCAAAGAGAAUAGUGGAAGAGCCACAGUUCAAGACAAACCGAAAGCUAAUACUAAAAAUACAAAAUCUGAGCGUAGUCCUAAAGAGACUAGUUCUAAAGAAGUAGCCUUGUUAAAGGAAAGGAUAAAAUUACUAGAGGGGCAUGUUAAGUCGAAAGAAGUUGCCUUAGAGACCUCCACAAAUGCUUUCUUGGUGAAAGAGAAGGAUCUUCAGGGAAAAAUCGAGGAAUUACAGAGUAAAUUGAGUGAGCUUGAUCAGAAUAACGCAGGCAACGACCAUGAUGCAGCAACACAGGAAAAGGUUUCUAUUGGCACACAAGUAGACUGUCAUACAGAAAAUGAAAAAUUUAUCACUGAUGAAAGUCCCAACAAUAUGGAGCCAAAAAGAAAUGAUCAAAUAGGAACUGAUAGCCAACCAAAGUCUUCCAACAAUGAUUCUGGAGACCAGCAGAAGAUUGAUGUAUUAUUGAAAGAGAUGGUUUUGUUAAAGGAAAAGAACAAUGCCAUGGAAAUUGAACUAAAUGAGAUGCAGGAAAGGUACUCAGAAAUAAGCCUAAAAUUCGCUGAAGUAGAAGGCGAACGACAGCAACUUAUAAUGAGGGUUCGUAACCUUAAGAACGCUAAGAAAAGUUAAUACGGUGAUUCGCUCGAAUUCUUUCAAGUUUUCGAGUUAUUAAGAUUGGCAAGAAGUAUAAAAGAGGAUUCGCUCGAAUUCUUCCAAGUUUUCGAGGUAUUAAGAUUGGCAAGAAGUAUAAAAGAGGAUUUCAAACAUACUAAAAACAAAAAUUGGGAAGGGAGUGAUCUUGAUUCUGGUUGAAUUAAAAUGAUAGUGUAAAUUCGUCAUUCUUUUUUUUUUUUUCUCCUAUUCUCAAUCUCAAAUCAAUGUGAAAUAUGCAGUUAGUGCUUAUAUACUGUAUCAGUACCACAGUCCAUAAAUUUGUUUGAAUAGGUAGUUCAUCUUUUUAUUUUUAUUUUUUUACUGUUUUAUCAUUUGUUAAAUUCUUUAGUAUUUUCUGAAAGGCUUAAUAUUUGCACGAAAAGUUAUUUAAUGAAAGUAUAGCGUUCAUCUUUCUA